AUGAGGGAAACCCUCUUUGGCAAAGGCGGUCUCGUGCCCGACCUCAUGAACAGCUGGGAGCUUCGCGCGAAGUUUGUGGCAGUUCAGAAGGAAGCUUCCGACUGCGCUGAAUGGAAGAAGCCGCUGGAGGUGGCACUCAGGCACCUCAGCUUCGCACCACAGAGGUGGGACUCCGAAGCCUCGCCGCUUCGGCGGUUUGCCGCGACCCUCGUGCCCGUGGCACUUUAUCUGGCGAUGCAAUCCACAGAUCGCCGACACAAGCCUGCCUUCAGACAAAAGUGUGCCGAGACUUUGAGGCGGCUGCAGCCGGCCUUCUUGGUAGACUGCGGCUUAUGCGGCGACUGGGCCCAAGAAUGGGUCCGCUUCUUGAGGGUCUUCGAUCGUGAAGACCACGAUUCGGCAUUAACUGCCAGGCAGAAGAGCGAGUUCAGCUCCAGGCUGACGACCCUCUUCGUGGAUUGCCAUAUCUUGGAUGACCCGGCAGACUCCGAUGCCACCACCCUGACGAGACUCAUUGUGCAGCAGGCUAUGCAGUGCCCGGGCAUACGCUAUGGCGAGAGCAUGCACUAUCUCUGGCCGGGCACCGCGAAGCACACCUUUGACCGAUGCAUCCAAAGUCUGCAUGCAGUGGCAGAUGUUGCACUUCAGGACCUCGACGGGGAGCUCAACGGCUUCGUUCUGGAUUUCACUGUGUGGGAUAUCAAGGCAUUCCACCUCGCCAAGAAGAAGCCCCAGGACUGGGACAAUUUCAAGAAACUCACGGACCUGAGGCUGCGGCGCCUGAUUCGGAGUGGCUUGAAGCGCUUAGAUGCUGCCGAGACCAUGCGCGAAUGGUGGACGGCGGCCCACUGCUUGCAGGAAGAGCUCGCUGCAAAGCUGGAUCGUGGAGAAGAAAUCGACAACAGGCAAGAAUGGCGAAAAGUUUUCGAUGAAGGCUUUGUCCGGCGAGCAACCUCGUGGGGCCACUUCAAGAUGUUGCCGUCGUUUCUGAACUACUACCUCGGUUUUCGCGACUCCUCGACAGGAGUGGAAAGGGCUCUGGCGCAGCUGACACGGCUGCGGAAUGCUCAUCUCGGGCCGUUAUGCGUCACCAUGCACGAUUUGCUGGAAAUAGCCAUGGACGGACCUUCGUCGGAGGAGGACCUGGCCAGCCGCUUCUUCGAGGACGGGGACAGAGACGUCGUUUUGCGGGCGACUGACAUGAGCUUGGAGCUCGUGCACCUCUGGCGCUCCAUGUUUGGAUCGCGCUUCCGGCUGUACAAGACCAGGGCCGACAAGGGGCAGCCUCGUGUCAAACGUGGAGGGACGGAGGCAAGCCUCAUUCGGCAAACCGCUGCAGGCACUGAUCUUCUAGUUCGCAAUGCCGGCACCGUGUCAGAUCGCAGCAAGACGAUCUUGGGUGUAAAGAGGAAGGACCUUCCUCAGCACGACACGCUGCAGCGCAACCCGCAGUUCAACCAGAGCCUCGAGGAUGUGUACAACAGUGCAGCCCAAAAGAAGCAGAAGAAGCUGGAUGCACGCAACCAACGGCGGGAUCAUCCAGAGAGCCGUGCUUAUGAACCUGGUCCCCUUCGUAAGGCCCAGCUAGUUGCUGAACCGGUGCCGCCCAGAUCUGCAGGCUACAACUACACCAGGAAGCAAAUCGCCAAAGUUGUGGAUCUGACUGUGGGUGGGUCUGCAUUUCGCUGCGACUCAGCGACGAUAAUGAGGCCUUCAGGGCAAGCUGACAUCCUGAGCUUCCUCCAAACGAGCGACCUGAUCGUGGUGUCCUCUUUCGCACAUCUGCAGUUUGCACCCAAGUUCAACGACGUCCUGUGGCUAGGCACAAAAUAA
Symbiodinium sp. CCMP2592 is the source of this 1833-nucleotide messenger RNA. Lineage: Eukaryota; Dinophyceae; Suessiales; Symbiodiniaceae. The record is from the annotation of a GenBank genome assembly.